AUGACUCUAAUAUCAGCUAAAGAAGUUGCUAAACAUAAUACGCGCCAGGAUUGUUGGAUAAUUAUACAUGGAAAAGUAUACGAUGUGACAAAUUUUCUUCCGGAACAUCCUGGUGGCGUGAAAGUGAUCCUUGAUCAGGCUGGUAAGGACGCGACGGCUACCUUCGAUCCGAUCCAUCCACGCGAUAUAAUUAAAAUGCACUUGUCUCCUGAGGCUUGCCUCGGUGAAGUUGACCCAGCUACGAUGGAUAAACCCGCUAAAGUUGCUAAAGUGGUAACUGAGGAGGAAAAGCGGCGUCGUGAAUUGAUCAAAAACAAACCAGCUUUAAGUGAAAUGCUAAAUUUAUUUGAUUUCGAAGCUGUAGCUUCUCAAGUUAUGACUGCUGAAGCAUGGGCAUAUUAUAGCUCUGGCGCAGAUGAUGAAAUCACUCUUCGAGAAAAUCAUAACGCUUUUCAUCGUAUUUGGUUUCGUCCUCGAGUCAUGAGAGAUGUAACUCAUGUAAAUAUGAGUACAAAAAUUCUAGGGCAUUAUUCUUCUUUUCCGUUAUAUAUAACGGCUACUGCAUUGGGCAAACUUGGACAUCCUGAAGGUGAGGUUGUUCUGACUCGAGCCGCAUAUUCACACAAAAUUAUUCAAAUGGUACCUACUCUUUCAUCAUGCUCAAUGGAGGAAGUUGCAAAUGCUUGUGGAAAAGGACAAGUUCUAUUUUUACAAUUAUAUGUGAAUAGGAACAGAGAUAUAACACAGAGAGUUGUUCAAAAUGCUGAGGCGAAAGGUUGCAGAGCACUUUUCAUUACUGUAGAUGCGCCGCAAUUGGGUCGCCGUGAAAAGGAUAUGCGUAUGAAAUUCGUUAACGCGGCACCAGAUGUUCAGGACGAAAAGGAUUUAACUCGUGAUCAGGGUGCUGCACGAGCUAUCUCUUCCUUUAUUGAUACAGGCUUAAAUUGGAAUGAUUUAAAAUGGUUCAGAUCCAUUACAUCUAUGCCUAUUAUUCUCAAAGGCAUCCAGACUCUCGAGGAUGCAGUACUUGCGGUAAAGUACGGAUGUGACGGUAUAGUUAUCUCGAAUCACGGAGGUCGUCAAUUGGAAUUUGCUCGCUCUGGUAUAGAAGUUCUUCCUGAAGUUGUCGAAGGUUUAAAGAAACAAGGUUUAUUUAAUAAGGUCGAAAUAUACGUAGAUGGAGGCAUCCGUCGUGGAACUGACAUUAUUAAAGCAAUUGCUUUAGGAGCAAAAGCUGUUGGAAUUGGAAGACCACUACUUUAUGCCAUGUCUUCAUAUGGACAAGCUGGUGUUGAACGUGCUUUACAAUUAUUAAAAGACGAAGUGGAGAUGGUUAUGCGAUUGUUAGGUGCCAAUACGCUUGCAGAUAUCAGUCCUGACAUGAUCGAUAUCAAAAAUUUAACAACUCAUGUAUAUACACCUAAAGAUUAUUUAUAUUCAAAUGUGUAUGAUAGACUUGCUCCUAGACGAAGCAAGUUAUGA
Messenger RNA from Dentiscutata erythropus, 1482 nucleotides. NCBI's taxonomy places the organism in Eukaryota, Fungi, Glomeromycota, Glomeromycetes, Diversisporales, Gigasporaceae. The record is from the annotation of a GenBank genome assembly.